This is a messenger RNA of Miscanthus lutarioriparius, 1500 nucleotides long. Lineage: Eukaryota; Viridiplantae; Streptophyta; Magnoliopsida; Poales; Poaceae. The record is from the annotation of a GenBank genome assembly.
AUGGCAGAAUCCUGUAAUUUGAAGCACCUCGCUGCCCCCUCAUCGUCAUUCCACACUCAACCACGCGGAGCAUCCGACGUCUCCCCCUCUCCCCUCUCCAGCAGUUUCCUCCCAAACCACCCUCUGCUUUUCCCGCACUUGCUCUUGGUCCAUGGACUCAGCCUCACUGACAUCCUGACCGGAAGAACCGCACCUACGCACCGCCGCCCACUGCAACAAGUCCACAUGCUCCCAACUCCCCCACGAAGCUUCCUCCUCCUCCCACCUCCCCUCUGUUGCGUCAAGCAUAAAGGACAUCGCCGUAAUGUCGAGGUCAAAGCAAGCUUUUUUAUUUGCACCGACGACACCACCAACACACCAGUUCGUUCAAGGCACCACCUGCUCCCAGAAAUCUCGGCACCGCAACCAACCCACGCAGGCGGAGACGGCAUGCGCGCGCUGAUGCAGGAGCAGAGGAACAGGAACGGGCGGUCGCGGCUCUCCGGCGUCCGGGUGGGGCGUUCGCCGGCGGCGGCAUCUCCGUCCCGCCGCCGCCGCCGCCGCAAGAGCGGGAGCGGCUUGGCGGCGGCGGCGCCGCAGCUGGGUCCGUCGCGGUCGCGGACGCGAACUCGCCGGGACGGGAAGAGGCGGGCCCUCGCGCGCUCCGCGUCCGAGCCGGCGCUCUGGCUCGGCGACGCGCGGGUCCACGCCGUGCCGCCGCACGGGGUCGAGCACGAGCUUGAGUGCCCGCCGUCCCCGCCGGCGCCGCCGCUCGAGCGUCCGCACACCUGCUUCGACGUCUUCGCCCCGGAGGAGUCGGUCUUCGGUCGCUCCCCCUCUGCCGCCUCCCUCUCCAAGCUCUGCUCCCGGGACCGGGAGGAGGCGAAGGUGGUGGUGAGCGUGACGGUGGAGGGGAGCGUCGGCCCUGUGAAGGCCAUGGUCAGGCUGGGCGCCAGCGUCGGGGAGGCCAUUGCUGCCGUCGUCGAGAGGUACGCCAGGGAGGGGAGAAGCCCGCGCCUGGACCCGGCCGCGGCAGAGAGCUUCCAACUUCACCACUCUCAUUUCAGCCUUCAGAGUUUGAACAAAAACGACAAAAUUGGAGAUGUGGGAGGCAGGAACUUCUACCUGCACAAGAACGAUUCAAGUAAUGGGCUUUACCUCCAGGGCCAGGAGCCUCCUGAUGCGAAUUCAAGUCGUAGUGACAUCAGCUCGAGCUCCUCCUUAGGACAGCCAUCUGGUGGUGCUGCUACAAAUCAGUAUCAGGUCCUCACCAUUGUCAUCAGCGCACCUUUAGACUUCACGGCCACAGGAUCUAGAACCUUGACCUCAUUAGGUAACUCAGCAAGCGAAGUCUGCGCCAACACUGGUCCACAACUCACAUUGUUUACUUGGGCAUUAGAAGCAUCGUUGCUGCCAACUAUUUCACAGAGAACAUGCUUCAUGUACAAAAAGCCUUCAUCUGACUGGGAUGCUUUGAGAUGCCUCAUGACUCAAAUUGCGGAGCUCACGAUACUUCUCUAG